Messenger RNA from Suncus etruscus (white-toothed pygmy shrew), 2529 nucleotides. Its product is annotated as solute carrier family 12 member 6-like. Lineage: Eukaryota; Metazoa; Chordata; Mammalia; Eulipotyphla; Soricidae. The record is from RefSeq and is a predicted model, not a curated record. Gene Ontology annotation, molecular function: potassium:chloride symporter activity. Gene Ontology annotation, biological process: potassium ion homeostasis; chloride transmembrane transport; chloride ion homeostasis. Gene Ontology annotation, cellular component: membrane.
GGGCAUAAGAAAGCUCGGAAUGCUUAUCUCAAUAAUUCCAAUUAUGAAGAAGGAGAUGAAUAUUUUGAUAAAAACUUGGCACUAUUUGAGGAAGAAAUGGACACCAGGCCAAAGGUGUCUUCUCUACUCAAUAGGAUGGCUAAUUAUACUAAUCUGACCCAAGGAGCAAAGGAACAUGAAGAGGCAGAAAACAUCACUGAAGGGAAAAAGAAACCCACUAAGAGUCCACAAAUGGGCACUUUCAUGGGUGUCUAUCUACCAUGUCUACAAAACAUUUUUGGAGUGAUCCUUUUUCUACGCCUUACAUGGGUGGUGGGCACAGCUGGAGUUCUUCAAGCCUUUGCAAUUGUCCUUAUCUGCUGCUGUUGUACAUUGCUGACUGCUAUCUCCAUGAGUGCCAUUGCCACUAAUGGAGUUGUGCCAGCUGGGGGCUCAUACUUUAUGAUUUCCCGAGCUCUGGGUCCAGAGUUUGGUGGGGCUGUUGGCCUCUGCUUUUAUCUUGGUACCACUUUCGCAGCAGCCAUGUAUAUUCUUGGUGCCAUUGAAAUUUUUCUGGUAUAUAUUGUCCCUCGCGCUGCAAUCUUCCGUAGCGAUGAUGCACUCAAAGAAUCAGCAGCCAUGCUAAAUAAUAUGCGUGUCUAUGGCACAGCGUUCUUGGUUCUCAUGGUAUUGGUGGUAUUCAUUGGCGUGCGCUAUGUGAACAAGUUUGCUUCACUUUUCCUGGCCUGUGUUAUUGUUUCCAUCUUGGCCAUCUAUGCUGGAGCCAUCAAGUCUUCUUUUGCCCCUCCACACUUCCCGGUCUGCAUGCUGGGUAAUCGAACCCUCUCAUCAAGACACAUUGACAUUUGCUCUAAGACCAAGGAAAUCAACAAUAUGACAGUACCAUCAAAGUUAUGGGGCUUCUUCUGUAACUCAACUCAGUUUUUCAAUGUCACCUGCGAUGAAUACUUUGUACACAAUAAUGUCACUUCAAUCCAGGGCAUCCCUGGAUUGGCUAGUGGUGUCAUUACAGAGAACCUUUGGAGUAAUUAUCUACUAAAGGGAGAGAUUAUUGAAAAACCUUCAUCCAAAUCUUCUGAUGUCUUAGGCAAUUUAAACCAUGAGUAUGUCCUUGUUGACAUCACCACCUCCUUCACUCUUCGUGGGAUCUUCUUUCCCUCUGUCACAGGUAUCAUGGCUGGAUCAAAUAGAUCUGGAGAUCUAAAAGAUGCCCAAAAAUCUAUUCCUAUUGGCACCAUCCUUGCCAUUUUGACUACCUCCUUUGUUUAUUUAAGCAAUGUUGUUCUUUUUGGUGCCUGUAUAGAAGGCGUUGUUCUCAGAGACAAGUUUGGAGAUGCUGUGAAAGGUAAUCUGGUGGUAGGUACUUUAUCUUGGCCAUCGCCAUGGGUGAUUGUCAUUGGCUCCUUCUUUUCCACAUGUGGAGCUGGACUUCAGAGUCUCACAGGUGCACCAAGGCUUCUACAAGCGAUAGCCAAGGAUAACAUCAUACCCUUCCUGAGAGUUUUUGGUCACAGCAAAGCCAAUGGGGAACCUACCUGGGCUUUACUUUUAACUGCUGCUAUUGCAGAGCUGGGGAUCCUUAUCGCCUCCUUGGAUCUCGUGGCCCCAAUUCUUUCCAUGUUUUUUCUCAUGUGUUACCUCUUUGUGAAUUUGGCAUGCUUGCAAACAUUACUUCGAACACAAUGGAGACCCCGGUUCCGCUACUACACUGGUAAUUGGGCACUGUCUUUCAUGGGAAUGAGUAUUUGUCGCUUGAUGUUUAUUUCCUCCUGGUAUUAUGCCAUUGUAGCCAUGGUAAUAGCUGGUAUGAUCUACAAGUACAUUGAGUAUCAAGGAGCUGAGAAAGAAUGGGGUGAUGGUAUUCGUGGACUGUCCCUCAGUGCAGCCCGGUUUGCUCUUCUUCGUCUAGAGGAAGGACCACCACACACUAAAAACUGGAGGCCUCAGUUACUUGUAUUGCUGAAACUUGAUGAAGACUUACACGUCAAGCAUCCCCGCCUCCUUACCUUUGCUUCACAACUCAAAGCAGGAAAAGGCCUCACUAUUGUAGGCUCUGUCAUUGUGGGGAACUUCCUCGAGAACUAUGGGGAAGCUUUAGCUGCUGAACAGACUAUAAAGCACCUAAUGGAAGCAGAGAAGGUGAAAGGAUUCUGCCAGCUGGUGGUGGCCACCAAACUGAAAGAGGGCAUAUCCCACCUCAUCCAAUCAUGUGGCCUUGGGGGCAUGAAGCACAACACGGUGGUUAUGGGCUGGCCUAAUGGCUGGCGCCAGAGUGAAGAUGCUCGAGCUUGGAAGACUUUUAUUGGCACAGUUCGAGUGACAACUGCUGCCCACCUUGCCUUGCUCGUGGCUAAGAACAUUUCCUUCUUUCCCAGCAACGUGGAACAGUUUUCUGAGGGCAACAUUGAUGUGUGGUGGAUUGUGCAUGACGGGGGGAUGCUCAUGCUGUUGCCAUUCCUGCUCAAGCAGCACAAGGUAUGGCGAAAAUGCAGUAUGAAUCUUCACUGUGGCCCAAUUAGAAGACAAUAG